AUGUCCCAACCAACUGCGGCGGCCCGCGCGGCCUUCCACGCCAUAUCAAGGGCAACAUCGCGACAAUGUACUCGAUCCAUGUCCUCGUCGACCGCGCGCGCCGCUCCAACGAAACGACCGACGGCUCCGAGCCCCGCGAAGUUCCAGACUCAGCCCUACCAACCAUUGGUGCAGAGGCGGUUCAAAUACAAGACGGUGGAGGAGGCAAAGAGCCGGUAUAGAUCUGGGCCAUUCUCAUGGAAGGCCGGCCUCUUGUUUGUCAUCACAGGUGCUGGUCUUGUGUGGUACUUUGAGAAUGAGAAGCAGCGGAUGCAGCGUAAGAGGGUAGCGGAGUCGUCGAAGGGUGUGGGUAAGCCCAAGGUGGGCGGGCCGUUCUCGUUGAUCGACCAGAACGGGAAGACUGUGACGGACGGCGACCUGAAAGGGCGGUACUCGUUGGUCUACUUCGGCUUCACACACUGUCCCGAUAUUUGCCCCGAGGAGCUGGACAAGAUGGCACGGAUGAUCGAUCUGGUAGAGGCACAACGUCCUGGUGGCAUGACCCCCGUCUUCGUCACCUGCGACCCAGCCCGUGACGGCCCCAAGGAGUUGAAGGAUUAUCUAGCCGAGUUCCACCCCAAGUUCCUCGGCCUGACAGGCACAUACGACCAAAUCAAGGCUAUGUGCAAGGCAUACCGGGUCUACUUCAGCACGCCAACCGAGGUCAAACCCGGCCAGGACUAUCUGGUCGACCACAGCAUCUACUUUUAUCUGAUGGACCCGGAGGGUGAUUUUGUUGAAGCCCUUGGGCGGCAGCACUCGCCGGACCAGGCUGCCAAGAUCAUCUUGGACCACAUGAAGGACUGGAAGGGGGUGUUGAAGAGCAACUGA
Dichotomopilus funicola is the source of this 870-nucleotide messenger RNA. RefSeq names its product protein SCO1, mitochondrial. Gene Ontology annotation, molecular function: copper chaperone activity; copper ion binding. The coding region runs from base 1 to 870 and encodes 289 amino acids. NCBI's taxonomy places the organism in Eukaryota, Fungi, Ascomycota, Sordariomycetes, Sordariales, Chaetomiaceae. Gene Ontology annotation, biological process: intracellular copper ion homeostasis; mitochondrial respiratory chain complex IV assembly. The record is from RefSeq and is a predicted model, not a curated record. The transcript has 3 exons. Gene Ontology annotation, cellular component: mitochondrial inner membrane.